Diaporthe batatas is the source of this 678-nucleotide messenger RNA. RefSeq lists its product as uncharacterized. The coding region runs from base 138 to 473 and encodes 111 amino acids. The transcript is spliced from 2 exons. Lineage: Eukaryota; Fungi; Ascomycota; Sordariomycetes; Diaporthales; Diaporthaceae. The record is from RefSeq and is a predicted model, not a curated record.
CACAAUCUUCCCAUCAAACACGCCACAGUCACUGCCCACGCAGGCACAUACCUAUCACAGCCUACGCCAUCAGAGAAUCGGUCUCUGAAGAUCAGCAUCAAGGACUGUAAUCGCAAUUUGCAGCAAUCAGCCUCAAAAUGGCCUCGACGAAAUACAAGCUUGUCUUUUUCGUUCCCGUCUCGGAUAUGGAUGCCGUGAAGAAGGCCGUCUUUGCCGCCGGCGCCGGACGCUACCCAGGCCCCGGGAACUACACCGAAUGUGCCUGGUCCACGAUCGGGACCGGCCAGUUCCGCCCAGGAGACACGGCAAAUCCGCACAUCGGUGAGGUCGGCGCCCUGGAGAAGGUUGAGGAAGCCAGGGUCGAGACGCUCUGCAUCGGCGAAGAAUGUGCCAGAAAGUCCGUGGAGGCUCUGAAGAAGGCUCAUCCGUACGAAGAACCUGGCUACGAAGUCUACGAGAUCAAAGACUUCUGAUUCAGCGCUACUGAUUGGCUCCUGGGAGUUCACCUUCGCGUAACCAUAAGCAUUGUACCCAGUCAAGCAGAUGUAAAAUCUUAGGGGAUAUAUAACGCGUUAUUAUAAGACUCGCCUACUAUAUCCUUCAAUGUUCUAAGGACUUUUACGGCGACUAGUAUAGUAUAGCUAAAAUAACUGAUUUUAAAAUCAGGAUUGUAGACCG